CGCCGGUACUCCCGACUCCGUCCGGGUUUUAGCAGCGAUCACCGACUUGAUGCGCAUCGUGUGAAGUCAACUUUUGACUCGAAAGCUAGAGGAGUUCAGUACACACGAUCAUGGGCAAAAAGAAUGCUCCGUCUUCCCGUGCGAAUAGACCAAGACGUGGUGGACGUGCACAACGACAUAAGAGCACGAGAACCUCUCAGCAAUUUCAGUCAUUGUCUAGCUUCCCCGAAGACUCCGCCAAGCCUUCAAGCAUUAUCGAAGAUGACAGCUCAAAACAUUCCUCAGGUGAAGAUGAUGAAUCCGGGCGACCGCACAUCGAUGUACCCGUGGCGAUGUGGGACUUUGACCAUUGUGAUCCACGCCGAUGUUCUGGGAAGAAACUCGCCCGCCUCGGUCUUAUAACGGAGCUGAGGGUGGGAUCCAGAUUUCGAGGCGUGGUCGUAUCUCCAAAAGGGACCCUCGUCGUGAGUCCAGCAGACAAAGAGAUCGUUGUGCGAGAUGGUGUUGCCGUUGUUGAAUGUUCCUGGGCUCGCAUCGACGACGUCCCAUUCUCGAAAAUUGCCAGCCCACACGAACGACUUCUUCCCUACUUGCUUGCUACCAACCCCACCAAUUACGGCAAGCCUUGGCGGCUGAACUGCGUCGAGGCACUUGCAGCAACUUUCUACAUUACAGGGUUCGAUCAGCAUGCAGAGACCUUGCUCAGUUCGUUUGGGUGGGGCGAUUCUUUUUGGAAAGUUAAUGGUCCAUACCUCAAACGAUACCAAACGUGCGCAUCGGCAGAAGAAGUUGCCGUCAUGCAGGAGACUAUCAUUGCAGAGCUCCAGGAGAGUUAUGAGACAUCACGCAGAGAGAAAGAUGCAGGUAGGAGCACUGAGGAUCUUCUCGUGCGGAAUCCCAAUCAUGCCAUGCCCAGUGAUGAUGAUGGGUCAAGCCUUGCGUCAGAGGGCGACUUAGAGUGAUGUCACUGAAGGUAAAACAUUUAAUUAAAAUUACCUACCACGGUGUCCUUUGGUCUGUUUGCCGGUUCUAAAAAUCAUCGAGCAAUCUUAGGAAUGCAAUAUGUUCUUAACCAAUCUUUCAAAGCUUCCAUGAGAUUUUCGCAUUGGAUACCGCGAGUAGGAAU
Messenger RNA from Suillus fuscotomentosus, 1126 nucleotides. RefSeq lists its product as uncharacterized. Gene Ontology annotation, biological process: maturation of SSU-rRNA. The coding region runs from base 111 to 962 and encodes 283 amino acids. Gene Ontology annotation, molecular function: rRNA small subunit aminocarboxypropyltransferase activity. The transcript is spliced from 7 exons. NCBI's taxonomy places the organism in Eukaryota, Fungi, Basidiomycota, Agaricomycetes, Boletales, Suillaceae. The record is from RefSeq and is a predicted model, not a curated record.